UGGAACACAUGAAGCCGGCAAACGCAUUUUAUUUUUUAAUAUUGAAAUGAAUUACUACGUCUGUCUGCACCAGGAGGGAAUAGCUAGCAUAGCUAAAUUGAUUCAAAAAGCCCAUACGAACAACUACAAUGUGGUCGCUACAUCAAUCAACGCCAAUAUGCUGCCCAUGGAUCCAUUCGAAACAGAUCCCACAUAUCCGGCAAUCGCAUUGAGCGCCCUCGAGUGGAACUCUAAGGUGAUUUUUGAGCUGUCCGAUGUUGAGGUCGAUUCGCCCAAUCCCAAUCUUCGCGAAUAUUCCAAAGCAGCGCUGCUGCGCGACAUUACAUGGGCAGAGCACUUGCAGAAUAACGGCAGCGUCAUGGUUCGCAUUAGGGGACCAACAAAUGACAAUUUGGCCGAGAUUAUCCAGUCAAGGACGAAAGGUAACUGGUUCAUUCAUGUUCCCAUUACAAAUCCGGAGCUGGCCACAUUUGAGCAUCGCACAGACGCAACAGAAUCGGAAAUUGAAAAGGCGCAACAAGUCGAUCCCUGGAGUUGGUGGAAUGAUUUACGUUUUGCCGUCAAGCACAAUGCAAAGGUGAAAGUGGUGCUGGAGCUCACUGACUCGGAUCGACCCAGCAGGGAGACUGUCCGGCGUUGGAUCGGCGAGCCCAUAGAGGCAAUAAUAAUUCCAUCCAGUUUAUUUGUGUUAAAUCGCUCCAACUUCUAUGUGCUGCACAAGGAGUGGCAGACAAUUAUUGGCCACUUCAUCUCGGUGCGCGCCAACAUUAUUAUCUCCACAAAGCCCAAUGAUAAAGCCAUUUCACAGUAUGCGGACUACAUGAAAAAGCUGAUCAACGAUAAUUGCGAUACGCACACCUUGAACAACUAUGAGAAUAUGUUGGAGAUUCCGCUACAGCCACUAUGUGAUAAUCUAGAUAGCUACACCUACGAAAUUUUUGAAACAGAUCCCGUUAAAUACAAAGUCUACCAGGAUGCUGUACAGCAGGUGCUGUUGGAUCGCGUCAGUGAGGAAGAGAGCAAGCGUAAGCUGACGGUCAUCAUGGUCUUGGGCGGCGGACGUGGUCCUUUGGCCCGGGCGGUAUUCAAUGCCGCUGAGAUCACCAAGCGUAAAGUGCGCGUUUAUAUUAUUGAAAAGAAUCCUAGUGCAAUACGCACACUCUCCAACAUGGUCAAGACACUAUGGUCCAAAAAGGAUGUUCACAUUUUCUCCAAGGAUAUGCGGGACUUUUCGCCGCCCGAACUAGCCGAUGUGCUUGUCUCCGAGCUACUUGGCUCAUUUGGCGACAAUGAGUUGUCGCCCGAAUGCCUUGAUGGCGCUUUGAAGUUGCUCAAGACGGAUGGCAUAAGCAUACCCUGUAAAUCCACUUCGUAUAUCAAUCCAAUCAUGUCCGCUGUGCUGCACAGUAAUGUUUUCCAGUUGACGUCCACGGUGUCCGCCUUCAACUGUGGCUACGUCGUGCUGCUGAAGAACAUUUACCACAUCGAUAAUCCGCAGGCUCUGUUCGAGUUUACGCAUCCCAAUCGCUCAACCACAAUUGACAACACGCGGCACAAACAGCUGUCGUUUAAGGUGCAAAAAGAUUGUGUGCUGCACGGCAUUGGGGGUUACUUUGAUACCGUGCUCUACAAAAAUAUUAGCCUGAGCAUUAAUCCCCUAACGCAUACGCCGGGCAUGUUCUCCUGGUUUCCAAUGUUCUUUCCAACGCAACCUCAAACUGUGAAGGCAGGCGAAACGAUUUCCAUCGAAUUCUGGCGCUGUGUGGAUCCAGAGAAGGUCUGGUAUGAGUGGCAGAUAACUGAGCCUGCUGACGCCGAGCGCCACAAUGUGGGUGGCAUGGGUUACAACAUGCGCUUAUGAGGUUGACGACUCAACUGCAAUAUACUACAAGGCGAACUUUUUUUUUUUUUUUUACAACGGAGAUGGUAAUACAUCUUUAUUAACGUAAUGCAUAAUAAUCAAAAUGUAAUAGAACCGAAAAAAAUAACAACUCUAUAC
Molecule: messenger RNA, 1999 nt
Organism: Drosophila grimshawi
Lineage: Eukaryota; Metazoa; Arthropoda; Insecta; Diptera; Drosophilidae
Gene: csul
Product: protein arginine N-methyltransferase 5
Exons: 6
Coding region: 47-1861 (604 amino acids)
Biological process (GO): peptidyl-arginine N-methylation; regulation of DNA-templated transcription
Cellular component (GO): cytosol; nucleus
Source: RefSeq, a predicted model, not a curated record